Molecule: messenger RNA, 390 nt
Organism: Penicillium coprophilum
Lineage: Eukaryota; Fungi; Ascomycota; Eurotiomycetes; Eurotiales; Aspergillaceae
Exons: 1
Coding region: 1-390 (129 amino acids)
Source: RefSeq, a predicted model, not a curated record
AUGCCUACACGAGCCGCGUUUAAUACUCGCAUCCUAGACUUACCCGUUGCCGACGGUCCAUCGGGCGACAACGUUGUGUGGGUCACAGUGUACUUUGACCCCGACGAGGCCAAGCUUAACAAUCUAGAAUUAGUCCGCAUUAUGAUAUACCGUGUCAUGAACCGACAGGUUACAGUCAACAGCUCGCCAAUGCACCACAGGUGGUCCCAUUGUUUAUCGAUCCGGGUUGCUGGGAAACUUCCCGAUGAGGAUGCAAUUUAUCAAGAAGCUGAAGCGAGAUGUGAUUACUUCUAUGGGAAGGUUAAAUCUGGAGAAUUUGUCAUUAAUCGGAAUUAUAUUCUUCGUAGAAGAUCGCGGGACCUGGUCAGUCUCGGGCCUUCAACAUAUUGA